GAAACAAGCAACAGAAUGCAGAGCAGCAGCCGGCCGGCUCACACCCCGCGAUCUCCUCGUUGUUCGUCUGUAGGCGAUAACAUCUGCUGUUUUGCGCGUUGAUAACGCCACCACGCUGCCAGUAGUCGCUGAUAGCCAUUCGACGAUCUCAGUUGGCCGCGAAAAGACGCGUCGUUUUUAUUUUGAAGUGUUCGAGUUUUUGCGCGCCAUCCAGUGUGCGGAUGUAAAUAAACAAUUAUUAAUCGAUGUUUGUGCGACCAAAGUAAUUAGAAUGGGAAUAUGGACAUUUUUUACUGGAAUCAAGGAGACUGACAGCGUCAAGAUGUUCACGAUUGAUGAGCAUGUGAUGCAGUACAGCACAUUAUUGACCUACAUCCUCGUUGGGGUACUGUUCGUAGUUGUGGGCUUCAGGCCCCCUUGGUGGAACAAGAAGUCGUCUAGUUCCAGCCACUGCACGACGAGCGAGCUGCGCAAAAUAUCCCAGGUAACUAAGUAUAUUUUUUUCUCAUUGUGUUUGAAACUAUUUGCCUGGUUUGGUCAGUGGUGCGAGAGUAAAUCUAACUGGGUGGGCAGUGACGUAUCGUAUUCACACGUAUCCGUUUUUAUAAAAAAGCUCAUUUUCUUGUUUACAUGGCUGGCCAAUCAACCUACUUAUUUGUCAGAUAAAGUUGAGAGGAGUGCAAAAAAAGUAGUGUUUCAGACUGAAAAAACAAACACAUAA
Acanthoscelides obtectus is the source of this 721-nucleotide messenger RNA. Lineage: Eukaryota; Metazoa; Arthropoda; Insecta; Coleoptera; Chrysomelidae. The record is from the annotation of a GenBank genome assembly.